GUGAGAUCCAGGCAGAAUAUCGAUGUGCAAUGAGGAGCAAGGGAGCUCAGCAAGAGUGCGGAUAUAUUAGCAUGAGCAGCAUUCUUUUCCUGUUGGGAGUAGCAGAAAACAAACGGGAUAUUUGAACAACGGAUAUCAUUUGCCAGUAAAUCUGAACUUCUAAAGUGUUCCCAAAAUGUCUGACCUGGAGGACUUUGGCAAAACUGCGGGGCCCUGGAACACGUCCGACAGCUACCAGCUGAAUGCCACCAGUGUGAUCGUGCCGGUGGUGUUCUCACUCAUCUUCCUGCUCGGCACCGUCGGGAAUAGCCUGGUGUUGGCCGUGCUCCUCCGCAGCGGCCAGGUGGGAUACAACACCACCAACCUCUUCAUCCUGAACCUCAGCGUGGCGGACUUCUUCUUCAUCAUUUUCUGUGUGCCUUUCCAAGCCACCAUCUACUCCCUGGAGGGCUGGGUGUUCGGCUCCUUCAUGUGCAAAGUGGUCCACUUCUUUAUUAACCUCACCAUGUACGCCAGCAGCUUCACGCUCGCCGCCGUCUCUGUCGACAGGUAUCUGGCUAUUCGCUACCCACUCCGCUCCAGAGAGCUAAGAACACCCUGUAAUGCUGUGGUUGCUAUGGUAAUCAUCUGGGGCCUAUCACUCAUCUUCGCCGGACCCUACUUGAGCUACUACGACCUCAUAGAUUUCGCCAACAGCAGCGUGUGUGUUCCAGGCUGGGAGGAGCACAACCGAAAGGUUCUGGACACCUGCACCUUUGUGUUCGGCUACGUGAUCCCUGUGCUGAUCGUGAGCCUUUCGUACACCAGGACCAUCAAGUACCUGUGGACUGCUGUGGACCCUCUGGACGGGAUGUCGGAGUCCAAGAGAGCCAAGCGCAAAGUCACGAAGAUGAUCAUCAUCGUCACGGUGCUCUUCUGUAUCUGCUGGCUGCCUUACCACGUGGUGAUCCUAUGCUACCUGUACGGUGACUUCCCCUUCAAUCAGACCACGUACGCGUUCCGGAUCCUCUCUCACUGCAUGGCCUACGCCAACUCCUGCCUCAACCCUAUUGUGUACGCGCUGGUGUCCAAGCACUUCCGCAAAGGCUUCAAGAAGGUGUUCAGUUGCAUCCUCAGUAAGAACGGCAGGAACAAAGUGCACGUGGUCCACGUGGCUAACACUGCGCCCGGGUUUGAGGCCGGCUCCACGGAAGUGUCACACAUGAAUGAGGACAAUUUACGACAAAAUGACUGCGAGAUGAGCAGCCGGCCCAUAGCCGAGCCCAGGGAAGCAACCGUGACACAAAGCCAUGUCCAGAAACAGGCCUGAGGGUGAACAUCUGAGGUGAAGGGUCUGUGAAGAUUAUUGCCUUAUCACAAAGACUUAGGAUUUCAAACUCACAGGGAAGGGCAAUGACGAUGACAAUGUCUAUGUUUUUGAAAGGGUGACAAAUGGGAGUUUGAUACGGGAGUGAAUGUCUUUUAAUCGUUUUUCUUUGCAUGUUUCUAUCUGAUGUGUGCUGCACUAAAUCACUUGUUGUGUUGUUGUGUUAAAAAAUAAAAUGCCAAAUAUGUUAUCCUUUUUUGGCCACUCCUCACUUGUAUAGAUGUAGGAUCUUAAUUUGAUCAGCUUGUUGCUGGAGCACUUUCUUACAGUUUAAAACUUGUAAUGUAUUUGAAAAGUUAAAAAGGCUUCUGAAGUGAAUUUUUCCGCUUUCUAAUGUCAGACUAGAGUUUUCCUCGCAAAACAAUUCUCUGUAAUCCAUUCUCUGUUAUCCACAUAAUAAGUCACAAGUCCUGUUCCUUUAGGCUUGUUUCCUGCUGCGGCAAAUGGGCUCAAAUAAAGAUCAAAUUCAGAUCCCACACACAUAUUAUUAGUCUCAUAAUUUCUCAUUUCCCAUUUUCCUCUUUCUCCUCAGUCCUUGAAUGCUGUUAACUAUCCUCCUUGUCCUCUGUUUGCACCCUCGUCGAACAGCUAAAGGACAGAACACUUUUGUAUUUAUAAUGCUCUUUAAUAAUGCCCGCAAUUUUGUCAAAGUGCAAUGUUCUUUCUUCCAAAUUUCUGCCUUGAAGACACUAAAAUCCGCUUCUAUGAAUCUCUGUCUAUUCUAUGUUUCUACUUUUUGUCUUUUUCUUGUGGAUUGUGUGUAUUGGGUUUGAUUACUGUAUGUAUUUGUGUUCCAAGUGUUGGCUAAACACUUCAGGA
Messenger RNA from Esox lucius (northern pike), 2185 nucleotides. RefSeq names its product galanin receptor 2b (gene galr2b). The record is from RefSeq and is a predicted model, not a curated record. The transcript is spliced from 3 exons. Gene Ontology annotation, biological process: G protein-coupled receptor signaling pathway. Gene Ontology annotation, molecular function: G protein-coupled receptor activity. NCBI's taxonomy places the organism in Eukaryota, Metazoa, Chordata, Actinopteri, Esociformes, Esocidae. Gene Ontology annotation, cellular component: membrane. The coding region runs from base 176 to 1309 and encodes 377 amino acids.